Messenger RNA from Verticillium nonalfalfae, 1449 nucleotides. RefSeq lists its product as uncharacterized. The record is from RefSeq and is a predicted model, not a curated record. The transcript has a single exon. Bases 1 to 1449 code for a protein of 482 amino acids. NCBI's taxonomy places the organism in Eukaryota, Fungi, Ascomycota, Sordariomycetes, Glomerellales, Plectosphaerellaceae.
AUGAACUUUUCGGGCAGCAACAACGAAAUCACCAAUUCUGGAUGGAACUUCGACGGACUUCCAGACGACGUGCAGUCGAUCGCAUCGACGAACGAGUCCUUCGCCCCCAACCAUCCUGGAGGCUCGUCGCGCAGCAGGAACGUAGCUCCAAGCCUGGCGCUUGGCAGUUCUCGCAGCAUGGUUUCCCCCGACAGUCCUGGAAGCGGUCGUGAUGCAUCUCGCGCAUCGAGCCCCCAUCUGUCGAGUCCUGUCAGCUCGAAUCCUGGCAACAGUUACCCCGACAUGCCCUCAUUCGCACAAUGGAACACCCGGUCCGGAGCUCAUGCUGGGGCACUUGGGCUAUCGAUACGGGACUCCAAUAGGGCGAACUCAGUCUCGCCCUUCCGCCAGGAUCAUAUCCGAGAUUUUGGUACUACCCAGGUAAGUGACGAUGACAACUACACCAUUAUCGAUGACGAUGGAAGACGACCCGUCGAAUAUACUUCUAUGCAACCUGGGACUGCUCACAGCAUAGGUAACGUAUCACAUGGGCAGGCGCCACUCUGGAUGUACGGUAAUGACGCCGACGACGAUGAUUCCGACAUAACCGAGAUUGAUCAUGCACCGAGGUACUACGAUGCUUACUCUCGGGGCGGUCAAAUUGACCAUACUCCUUCGGUGGCUCAAGCUCCUCUUAGCAAUGCUGGAAGCCGCAACAGCAGUAACAUGCAUUCUGAACCUCCCCGCAACCGUGUUGCUAAUCCUGCAGGCAUCGACGCUGUAAGCAACGAUGAAGGUAAUAGUGGUAUCAAUCACAGAAACGAAGGUCAGUCGGCCGCUUUCUGGCCAGAUCUGCGACCUCUCCUGACUGAUGAAGCCGCCAUCCGGGACCUUCACCUUCAGUGUCCCAUCUGCUACGAUGCAUCGGAUGACAUGCGUGUUUUGAGUUGCGGACACAUACUUUGCAAAGAUUGCUUGUACCGCGUCCUCAAAAAUCGAGACGGCGCACGUGGCAACCCACGAGGCCGCAGUCGUGAAUGUCCCUUCUGCAGGAUUCAACUCGGCAAGAAGCGAGGCUGUCAUCCCAACUGUCCGCAGGACAAGUCAUGGACCGUCGGCCUCCGCGUGCCCGCAUCGAUGGCUGAACUGGCUCAUUUCCCCCUGACAAUUGCUGAAGGUGGCGGCAAGCCGCUGUCUUGCACUGACUGCCGCGAGGGCCGCGUAAUGAACGCUUUCAAGCGACUUUGCCAGGAGUUGCUCAACGACAAGCAUGCACGAGUGGCCAUCUCUGAUGGAAGCCAGGCUGCCAAUGUCGUCCCAGAUACGCACACAGCAGUGCCUGAAAUGCGGACGAUGUCUGAUGCUGUCAUGAACGUGCUUUACAGCCCUGAAUUCUGCACCAAGUACGCUGGAGUACAGGCCCCUGUGAUGCGCAAACGUGCCGCAGCAGAGUUCACCAAACGCCGCUAA